Lactuca virosa is the source of this 616-nucleotide messenger RNA. The record is from the annotation of a GenBank genome assembly. NCBI's taxonomy places the organism in Eukaryota, Viridiplantae, Streptophyta, Magnoliopsida, Asterales, Asteraceae.
AUGGCGCUUCAGGCAUUCCCCAGGCUUCUGCAAUUCAAGAGCUGUGAUCUCUUUGGAAAUGGUUCGUUGAGUUUUCCUCCAAUUCAGAGUAGAACUGUUCAUACAAAGCCAUGGGUGAUUGAAGCAAGAGCUAGAACUAGGGUAGAAAGCCCAAAAGUCCGAAACAGAAGAUUGCAGAAAAAGUACAAUGGCACACAGAAGAAGCCAAGGCUUUCUGUAUUCUGUUCCGAAAAACAAUUAUACGCAAUGCUUGUUGAUGAUCAGAACAAAAAGUGCUUAUUUUAUGGCAGCACUCUGCAGCAAUCAGUUCGUACAAACCCUAAUUCUACCACCAUUGAAGUGUCACAACGUGUUGGUGAAGAGCUUGUUAAGACGUGUAAUGAUCUUGGAAUUGAUGAAAUUUCAUCGUAUGAUCGUAAUGGUUUUUCAAGAGGAGCAAGAAUGGAAGCAUUUGAGAUUGCAUUAUCUGAUCAUGGCUUUUUGUUUCGAUAGAUUUUCAUCUCAAUUUAAACCUCUUAGAAGUAUUGUAAAAUAAUCAAUCGAAAUUUGUAACUUUUUUUUUUGGGGUUUGUAUGUCAUGUGUGUCUAAAAUCUAUGUAUAAGUGGUUGUGAAUCA